This is a messenger RNA of Prunus avium (sweet cherry), 1301 nucleotides long. The record is from RefSeq and is a predicted model, not a curated record. Lineage: Eukaryota; Viridiplantae; Streptophyta; Magnoliopsida; Rosales; Rosaceae.
CGGCGUCGUUUUGGAGAAGCCCAGCAGCAACGAAUUUUUUUAAAAAAAACCUAGCCAAAACGACGUCGUUUUGGUCCAGGUCUUUGAAAAAAAAAAUUAAAACAGAUUGUAUAACAGCCCCUCUUCGACCAGACAUGCCCUCAGAGCUCCAAAACCCCACAUUUCCUAAACCUCAAACCUAAAUCCCCAAUCUCCACCUCCCACAAACUUUUAACCCUCUCCCCCACCAAGCCUUUAAGCCCCAACUCCUCCAUUGCCGCCGCUUCCAAAGGCUUGCUUCCGCUUCCACCACCUCACAAUUCAAGAAUUAUGGAAAGAUUUUUUAAGAGAAAAUCAUCAUUGGGUAGUUCGGAUAGUGUGGGUAGUUCAAGAACUUCAAGUUCAAGACAAAAUGAGCACAACUCCAAGAAGAACUUGUGAUAGCUUUUGAAAAUGAUUGUCUUAUAACGGGGCGAGGUUUGCAUCAAGAAACAAGUCUCAAACGUGCCGGUGACACACGAUGGCUUUGGUGAAAUCAUGCAAGGAAAGGCUACAUUGGAUGAGGAAUAAUGGGUUUGAUGCAUUGGUUGAAGAGGUGUCUUCAUUUUGUGACAAACAUCAUAUUGAUGUUCCUAACAUGGAUGAGGCAUUCCUACUUCCAGGGAGGUCAAGGCGUAAUGCUCCAAUAAAGACAAAUCGUCAUCAUUAUCGUGUGGAGCUCUUUAUUUAUGUCAUUGAUGAGCAACUUACGGAGUUAGAUGAUCGUUUUAAUGAGGUAAAUACUGAGUUGCUUAUUUGUUUGGCAUGUUUAAGUCCGAAUGAUUCAUUUGAAGCUUUUGAUAAACAAAAGCUACUUCAUCUUGCUCAAUUUUAUCCUCAAGACUUUUCGGAUGGGGAUCUUUUGGCACUUGAAGAUCAACUUGAGCUUUAUAUUCAUUAUGUGCGUUCGAGUAGUGAUUUCUCUGACUUGCAAGGGAUUGGUGAUCUUGCAAAAAAAAUGGUGGAGACAAGGAUGCAUCUAGCAUUCAAUUAUGUAUAUUUGCUUAUUACAUUGGCUCUAGUUUUACCGGUUGCUACUGCUUCAGUCGAGAGGGCAUUUUCUGUCAUGAAUAUUAUCAAAGGUCCACUUCGGAACAAAAUGGGAGAUCAAUGGUUGAGUGAUAGUUUACUUGUUUACGUUGAGAAAGAUGUUUUUGAUUGUAUUGAAAAUGAAGCUAUAAUACUACGUUUUCAAAAUAUGAAACCUCGUCGUGGCCAAUUGUAAUUUGUACUGUUGUUUUUUACAUGAAUUAUGAAUCAAUGUACUGUAGUUUCAUUUUCAA